AUGGACCGCUAUAAGCCUAAAAAGAAAGAAGAAGUGGAACUAUCUAUAUCAGAAGGAAAAAAAGCAGAUAAAAAUAAGCAUAAUAAAAAGCAGGCAAGAACUAAUUUCAUAUCUGUAAACUGUGAUUUUAAAAACUAUCGUAUUUUAUCGUACCGUGGUAAAAUAAUCGUAUUUUCAUGUACGAUAGUAAGUGUCUAUCGUACAUCGUACAAAUGGCCUAAAUUAUCGUAUGUGUACGAUAAUUAUCGUACGGAUGGCAACGCUGACUCAAACUCGGACGGCGGUGCUCAGAACUCACUAACAUGUCGACACAAGAUACGACUCGCUAUGGCGGUGUAUGGGAGAGGUGCCGGGUCAGACUAUAUGUGA
Messenger RNA from Macrosiphum euphorbiae (potato aphid), 369 nucleotides. The record is from the annotation of a GenBank genome assembly. NCBI's taxonomy places the organism in Eukaryota, Metazoa, Arthropoda, Insecta, Hemiptera, Aphididae.